Prorocentrum cordatum is the source of this 726-nucleotide messenger RNA. Lineage: Eukaryota; Dinophyceae; Prorocentrales; Prorocentraceae. The record is from the annotation of a GenBank genome assembly.
AUGGACUUGAACGUGGACCUCGGGCCCGAGCCCAUCGACGAGCACUCUGGGCGCAUUCUCGAUGGGCUGCGCAUCCAGCAGGACAGGAACAGCGAGUUGUGCGAUUUGGAGCUCAUCGUCGGCGGGCAGUCGUUCAUGGCACACCGGGGCGUGCUCGCCGCGGUGAGCUGCAGCUUUCACUCGUGCUUGACCAAGCUCGGCUCCACCGAAGGCUACGAGGCGAAGCCCCUCACCCUGAAGCUUGACGACAUAUCCCACCCAGAGGCCGUGAAGGCGAUGCUGGACUGCAUCUACCGCCCGAGCGCAGAGUACGCGCCAAGCUGCGAGGACGCUAAUCGCGACGUGCUUCGCUUGGCGCAGCGCUUCCGCAUUGCUCAGCUGCAAGACUUGGCUUGCCGCUGGUUGACCACAGGUCUAAGCACUGCCAAUGUGUUCGAGCGCCUCCUGACCUGCGAGACCUUCUCCCUCGUCGAGGCCCGCGAGCAGAUCCUUCAGCUGCUCACGAGCAACCCGGAGACGCUGCUGGAGCUGGCCAAGGACCCGGAGAUCCUGAAGGUGCCGGCCGUGAUGCAGGACUUGCUGAUCAGGACCUACAACCUGCUGGGCGUGGGGUCCAAGGCGGAGGCGGCCGGCGCGGAGUCCAGGGCGGAGGCCAAGCCGCAGGCCGCGGCGGCGAGCGCGCCUCCCGCCCGCCAGGGCCGGCCCGGCAGGAAGGCCGGGGCGUGA